UUGAAAUUUGAGCCUCUCAGCAAGCCUCUCGACAGGGACAGCUUUACGCAAACAUUAUUGGAGCUCUGACCAUGGCAACUUCCGUUGUGCUGAACACUGGUGCAGAUAUGCCGAUCGUGGGCCUGGGAACAUGGAGGGCCCUUCCAGGGCAGGUGGCUGAGGCUGUGAAGACAGCUAUUGAGGUGGGUUACCGUCACAUCGAUGGGGCCUACGUCUAUCAGAACGAGGAUGAAGUCGGUGUUGGCAUUCAUUCAAUGAUCAAGGAAGGGGUGGUGAAGAGAGAAGACCUCUUCAUUGUCAGUAAGCUGUGGUGCACCUUCCAUGCCAAGUCCAUGGUGAAGGCAGCCUGCCAGAAGACCCUGAGCGACCUGAAACUAGACUACCUGGAUCUCUACCUCAUGCACUUUCCCAUGGGCUUCCAGGCUGGAGAUAACCUGUUUCCUACGGGCGAUGACGGGAAAGUCAUCUCUGACAACACCAGCUUCUUGGACACUUGGGAGGGCAUGGAGGAGCUGGUAGAUGCAGGGAUGGUCAAGGCCAUUGGAAUCUCCAACUUCAACCACGAGCAAAUCGAAGCCUUGCUGAACAAGCCGAGUCUAAAGUACAAACCUGUCAACAAUCAGAUUGAGAGCCACCCCUACCUGACCCAGGAGAAACUGAUCAACUACUGCCACUCCAAAGGCAUCUCUGUGACUGCAUACAGCCCCCUGGGCUCCCCGGAUAGACCAUGGGCAAAACCAGGAGAGCCAUCUCUGCUGGAGGACCCAAAGAUCAAGGCCAUAGCUGAUAAAUACAACAAGACAACAGCACAGGUCCUGAUCCGCUUUCACGUUCAAAGGAAUGUGGUCGUCAUUCCCAAGUCUGCCUCUCCCCAGCGCAUCAAGGAGAACUUCCAGGUCUUUGACUUCAAGCUGAGUGAGGAGGACAUGAAGACCAUCCUGAGUUUCAACAGGAACUGGAGAGCCUGUUCAAUGGAGUGGGGAGCAACCCACAAAGACUUCCCAUUGAAUGCUGAGUAUUAAGGCCAAUGUAGGACAGGGGAGGUCAGCGGCAUCAAGAUGAUCUCGUCUCUGCAGCCGAGCAUACUUCCAGUCACUGACGCUGUAAAUUGACAGAGGGUUGUAGAGGAACAGUAGGAGGAGGACCACUAGCUUCAAAAGCAUUUUCAAUCGCUGUUCAAUGUGCAUUUGUGUCCAAUACCACAAAGAAUAGUGUAAUGUAACGGUCGUCUUCAUUUCAGUAAUGUCUCAUGUAGCUACUACACAGCAAGCUGCACAUGUAAACAUAUGCCUUUCCAGCAUCUCUCAAAGCCUCUAUUCAUUCUCAUCUUUUCAAUAAGGAAUAACUCAACUAUAUUUUUCAUUAUCUGAAUUGCACUUUUUACAAUUUACAAUAUGCAUUGUUUUACCCAUCUCACAUAUGUACAACGUAAGUGAUGGAAGGACAGAAAGCCAUUGUAAUGUUGCACUCCAUUGUAAGUAGGUUAAGUAAGACCUACAGAAGGAAGUGACAAGUAUUUUUAAUCAAAGAAAAACAUUGAUUUCUUCUUUUAUAUCUUGCUGCAAUAAACGUAUACAUUUAUCACACUUCUCUAC
Molecule: messenger RNA, 1595 nt
Organism: Megalops cyprinoides (Indo-Pacific tarpon)
Lineage: Eukaryota; Metazoa; Chordata; Actinopteri; Elopiformes; Megalopidae
Product: aldo-keto reductase family 1 member B1-like
Exons: 10
Coding region: 72-1022 (316 amino acids)
Cellular component (GO): cytosol
Molecular function (GO): aldose reductase (NADPH) activity
Source: RefSeq, a predicted model, not a curated record